This is a messenger RNA of Thelazia callipaeda (thelaziosis nematode), 699 nucleotides long. NCBI's taxonomy places the organism in Eukaryota, Metazoa, Nematoda, Chromadorea, Rhabditida, Thelaziidae. The record is from the annotation of a GenBank genome assembly.
AUGGCUGACAACAAAGCACCGCGUUACUUCAACGCUGCGGAUGUGGAUAUGGGAACAACUCUCAUCGCUAUGGAAUUUAAUGGUGGAGUUGUAGUAGCAACAGAUUCAAGAACAAGUUCUGGAAGCUAUAUAUCAUCCCGUGCCACAGAUAAAAUUACUCCUGUAACGGAUCGAAUGGUAGUUUGUCGCUCGGGUUCUGCUGCUGACACACAAGCUGUUGCUGAUAUUGUGAAAUACUACAUCGAAAUAUACUCAUUGAUGGAAGAAAAAGAUAUCGGUAUUGGGCGUUCAGCUCAGGUUUUCCGAAAUUUUUUAUAUAAAUAUCGUGAUUCGUUAUCUGCAUCGGUUCUGGUGCUCGGCUAUGAUGAUGUAGAAGGUGGACAGUUAUACGCUAUACCUCUGGGUGGCUACGUGACUCGGCAGAGAUGUGCUUCAAGUGGUUCUGGUAGUACGUUUGUACAAGGCUUUCUUGAUAGUCAGUGGGAGCCCGACAUGACUGCCGAAAAAUGUAAGGAAUUAGUUUUGAAUGCUGUAGCAUUAGCGACAAAUCGUGAUGGUUCUUCAGGUGGUGUUAUUAGACUGGCUGUAAUUGAUAAAGAUGGCACGCAUAGAACGCUCAUUCGACCAGAUAAAACGAAUUUCCCUAAAUUUGCUGACAUCCCAGCACAUUUCACGUAUCCAAAGCACGUUAUUCAGUGA